AUGUAUACACGAAGUGUAUGCUCGCGGAUCCGCGCACAUACACCGGAGACGGACUCGCAACCAUUGAUAUGCCCUUCUCUCGAUGACUUACAAGCACAACUUCAGCAAAAGUUCCGACGUCUUGAGGCAUCGCGGGCGAUUAAUCGCGCGUUUAUGGAGUUGUGGAGGUACAGUCUCUUCGAUUCCGACCCAGAGCUGCCACCAUUCAUUAUCGCCUACUCCGACAAUGCUGUGUUCUCAUCUAUUGUGCUCGAGUGUCUAUUCGUCAUUAUUCACGAGCCCCAGAAGCGCCCCAUUUUAGUCAUGCCCGAGUCGACUUUGCACGAAUAUUACGGAGGUACGCCGGACGUCUACGUUUUCUCCAUCCUCGAUGGCGACUGUGACCCUGUGGCUAGACCAGCGUGCCAGGAGGGGAUCGCACAGCAUUUUCGUAACUACGGACAAGGACCAAAGCCUGCGACGAUUAUGAUGGUUGCAGGAGAGCCCAUCAGCACCCAAGGCCUCGAUGAACGCGUGAUUUUACUGUCUACAGUAUCAGUGGUGGACCAUGAGCGCCAUGUCUACUUCAGUGUUGCAAGCAACUCGUUUGCCGAGCGUUUGGAUCACUCACCCACAGCGUUACUCUCGCCUUCACCAGCCUACAUGGAGCAGGAAGCGGUGGAUAGUCGACGGUUUUGUGCUUAUCUGUACGCGCGCUGCGAUCGUCCCCAGCGGGAAUACAUGUUCGACGUCUUGAACGCGAUGGAGCCUGUGGAUGCUCUGGGGAUCUGCGCUGGGUCUUCGCGAUUGCCUGAUGCCUCGUACGGUGCGUCUCGCUACUCAGACUGGUACAACGAUGACGCUGUCACCACGUUUCAGCGCUACAAAUUCGUUAUUGCGUUCGAGAAUUCGGGCGUUCCUGGAUAUGUGACGGAGAAACUCGUCAACCCGUUUCUUGCGGGCAGUAUCCCGAUCUAUCUAGGCAACUCGACGACUGUCUCGGAGCUAUUUAACCCCAACAGCUUUAUCGACUGUGGCCGCUUUGAGAGGCUUCGUGACUGCGCUGAUUACGUCGUGAAAGUUCACAGAUCGCCGGAGCUGUACGAUCAAAUGCAACGUGAACCUCCGAUUCGAGAUGUAGAGGCAUUCAAUGAGGCGUUUUCGUGGCAUCCGUCGGUUCCAAGUCGCGAUUUGGCCGACAAAGUAGCGAAGUUGAUGCAAAUAACGUAA
Messenger RNA from Phytophthora sojae, 1209 nucleotides. RefSeq lists its product as hypothetical. Gene Ontology annotation, molecular function: alpha-(1->3)-fucosyltransferase activity. Bases 1 to 1209 code for a protein of 402 amino acids. Lineage: Eukaryota; Oomycota; Peronosporomycetes; Peronosporales; Peronosporaceae. The record is from RefSeq and is a predicted model, not a curated record. Gene Ontology annotation, cellular component: membrane. The transcript has a single exon.